UGGGACACCCUGUAUAGUCAGCCCAACGCCAAAGAAAGUCUUACAAAAAAGAGUAAAAAGAAGAGUAAGAAAACCAAGUCUAAACCAUCAGCUCAUAAUACCAGUCAACUAAAUGCUCCGGAUGCAAAUACCUCUGGCUCUGGCGGGAUUUCAAAUACCUCAAAACCAGUUGUUAUUGCAGGAGACUCAAUUGUUAAAAAUAUUAUCGGUCCGAAGAUGAAUGCUGAAGAUCCUAAUCAUUAUUUUAUUGUAAAGCCGUUCCCUGGAGCAACAGUCACCGACAUGGAGGACUUUGUCAAGCCACUUACAAGAAGAACACCGGACAAGAUGAUUUUACAUGUUGGAACAAACGAUCUGAGAAGUCAUUGCACGCCAAAAGUAAUAGCUGACUCUAUCGUCAACAUUGUAACGCAAGUAAAAGAAGAUUCACCAGGUACAGAUGUUGGAAUAUCAGCCAUUCUGGUAAGGUCUGAUAAUCAUGACUUAACUGUUAAAGCUACUCAGGUUAAUAACAUUCUUAAAGGCUAUUGUAUUCGCAAUAAAAUUCCCUUCUUAAGUAAUUCAAAUAUGAAUGAAAGCCACCUAAACACGAAGGGCCUUCAUUUAAAUAGACAAGGUAGCUUAGCUUUACAACAAAACUUUUUAGAUUUUGCUAAAUCUAUCUCAGAUUGACAAUUUCCCAAAUCCGUUAUUCCUACCUCACGCGGGUUUAAGUUAGCAGCCCUUAAUGUGAGAAGCAUAGUAAAUCACAUUGAUGAGCUGCGAGUUUUGCUUGCUACUAGCCCAAUCGAUGUUCUAGCAAUUAACGAGACAUGGCUUAAUUCUACAAUAAGCGAUAACGAUGUUUACAUACCUGGAUAUGAAAUUAUACGUCGGGACAGAGCAUGUAGUAGUGCCGAUGGAAAAACGUAUGGAGGUGUUUGCUUUUAUGUGCGCUCCUGCGUAAAUUUUAUACUUCGCAAGACCUGUUUAUCGAUGACUUGGAAAAUUUAUGUAUUCAAAUUCAAAAACCAAAUUCUAAGCCCUUUCUCGUUACAACAUGGUAUAGACCACCUAAUUCGAAUACUGAUAAAUUUAAUCAUUUCGAAACGUUUAUUGAUAUACUUGACGCAGAAAAUGUCGAGUAUUACCUAUUGGGCGACCUAAAUUGUGACCUUGGAUCGCCUACUUUAGAUUGCAAUUCGAGAUCUUUAAUUGGCAUCACUGAACUCUAUGGUUUACAUCAAUUAAUAAAUGAACCAACUCGAAUUACCGAAACUUCAUCAACUAUGAUCGAUCAUAUUUUUACCAAUACACCAGAUAAUAUUGUUUCCUCUGGUGUUUCUCAUGUCGGUAUCAGUGAUCAUAGCUUAAUUUACGCAUUCCGUAAGCUUUCUAUCAGUCCACGCAACAAAGGCCAUUCUACAAUAAGUUAUAGAAAACUUAAAAAUUUCAAUUUUGAAUAUUUUCGA
Dendronephthya gigantea is the source of this 1451-nucleotide messenger RNA. RefSeq lists its product as uncharacterized. The record is from RefSeq and is a predicted model, not a curated record. The transcript has a single exon. NCBI's taxonomy places the organism in Eukaryota, Metazoa, Cnidaria, Anthozoa, Malacalcyonacea, Nephtheidae. The annotation marks the transcript as partial.